Dermacentor albipictus is the source of this 1635-nucleotide messenger RNA. The record is from RefSeq and is a predicted model, not a curated record. Lineage: Eukaryota; Metazoa; Arthropoda; Arachnida; Ixodida; Ixodidae.
GUCAACCACCUGUAACCUUCGCCGAAAACCGUCCCGCCAUGACUCCAGCGGUCAUCAACGUGUCUACGCAAUCAUCGCUUGUUUGAUAUUCGUCGGAGUCGUCUGUUUGGUAACCUUCACGGUGCUUGGAACAUUAACAAAAUCCGACGAGGACCCGGACGACCUCGACGCCCUUGGCGGUGGUGGCGGCGGUGGUAGCGGUGGUGGUGGCGGCAGUGAAAGUCGAGCUGCGGGUGUCAAUGCUUCCUCUCCAGCAUCGCCUCCAGCAGGAACACCACCAGAGACAAGCGGUAGCUUGCCUGUAUUACGAGUUCCAACACCACAAGGUCCUGUUACGCCGAAACCGACAACGACCCCGACCACGACCCCGAGGAUGACGGCGACGACUACAUUGACACCAUUCACAGAACUUGUCUGCACGGUUUCCGGCUUUGCGGUGUUUGGAUACAUGUACCCACCAGACGGCUGGUGUCAUUACCUCUUCUACUGGAACGUGGUCGUAAUUGGCGAAACCAUACGGGCCGCAGAGGUCUCACUUUCGUGGCAAAUUUUUAAGGACCAAACGGCACAGCUGAAGAAAACGUCCGGAGGCAUGAGCUUCGACUCCCGGUACGUGGCUGCGUCUAGUAUCCGCUCAGCAGAGAAGGAGCUCGAAUAUCUGGCCACGAUAAACAACAUCAAGCACUACGGUGUUUUGAACAUGUUGGCCACCCCAGAGAAAGCGCACGACUUGUUGCAGCACACGAAAGCGCUUCUUCAAAAACUCAAGACUAUUCAAGGUAACGACAUCACCAAAAGGACGAUACUGGCGAUGGGCCUGUACGAUUAUGGUUCGCAAGGCGAAUACUAUAGCUUUUUCACGAAUCUGUUCAAAGAAGCAGUCGAGACGUCGAAGGCGGACACUGUCAUCGCGAUUAGCUCUGUCGGGUGGCUGUACAAUGCGAGCCGAUGUGAAUGUACGCCACCCUCAGUCUGGGACACGUCGGCACUACCAGGUUUGCCCAGCACAUUGGGAAGAAGUUAUCCUGACCUGAGCCGGCAUGCGGCACUGAUGUUGAAACACCAAAGCAACUUCGACUUGAAGGUUAAGACGGGCCUCUCUUUCGAGUUGGCCACGCUGGCGUACAAUAGGACACAUGUCUCUCGGCACUUGCAGGCUGUGAAUGUUGCAAUGAUUCCCAGCGAGUGCAACUUGUUCUUUACGACGAGCUUUGAUGUCGUGCCAUGUAAAAAAAAAUUCAGGCUCAAAUCGCGCCCUUGUGCACCCAGACAUCAGGAUCGCAAUUGUGAAACGCGGGGCACCUCUAAUUUUCCUCUUCGAGGACGAGGAUACCCUGCAGAAAAAGUGCAGGGACCUGCUAAAACCAUCUACCGACCUGCGGCCAAACAUGGCGAUACUCCUGUUGAAAGUUCACCUCGGCGCCUACUACUCCGUGAACGAAUGCGGCAGUGACGAUCCACUGAGGGCCGACCCAUUUUGUCGUGUUCGCGUGGUGAAGACACUGAAUAUGACGUGACGCCGAAUGGAGGUGGCUACAGUUGAACUGAGAAAUGAAAAUUUUCAGCGUUUGCCAGCGGUGGCAAUACGUUGGUGAUGUUUUCGAUUUCUUUACUAUUAUAAUUUAUUGUGCAUUA